AUGAGUGGAGACCCCGUGACGGAGCCCCCUGCCCAUCCCCGCGGGUCCCACCGGGAUCCUCCUGGCACAGCGAAGGAGCCGAGCCCGAGGUGUCUCACCGGGGUCCUCCCUCUUCCCUUCUGCCGAAAUUUUCCCGGGAGCGUUUUCGGGCUGUUCGCUCCCAGCCUUGCCAGCGACUCCUCCCCGGCUCUUCCCGCAGGCUCGGCCCAGCCGGGAUUCACCCGGGACAGGGCAGGAACAGGAAAGGAAGGAUCCAGAAGGGGUCUGGAUCCCUCAGGAAGGAAUUCCAGCCGGGAUUCGGCUUCCCGGGCCUGGAGAGGAGGACUCCGAGGAAGGACAGCUGCCCUGGAGUGCGGGAAACUGGAGGACCUGCUGGAAGACCUGAAAAAUGAGCUGGAGAAGAGGCAGGCGAAAAAAAAAACGGAGAUUUCCCACCCGGACACCCCGGCACAGGGGCAGGAAGAGAAGAAUCAGCAGCCGGAUGUGAAAAGCUCCAUCAGCAGGUGUGGGAAAGUGACUUUCCAGCUGCCCGUGGAUGCGGCUCCGGGGCUGGAAGAGCGAGUUUGUCACUUCUCGUGGAGGAGCAGCGCCCUGAAGGAAACCCUGAGGAAGCUCCAAGCCAGCGUGACCCUGGACCCCGACACGGCUCACCCCGACCUCGUCCUGUCCGAGGACGGCAAGAGCGUCUGGCACGGGGCCGAACCCCGCGACCUCCCGGCCAGCCCGGAGCGCUUUGACUACUGGCCCUUCGUGCUGGGCCACCAGGGCUUCGUGGCCGGGCGCCACUGCUGGGACGUGGACGUGGGCGACGGCGGCGACUGGGCCGUGGGGGUGGCCAGGGAGUCCGUGAGGAGGAAGGGGAGGCUCAGCCUCGGCCCCCAGGGCGGCAUCUGGGGCCUGGAGAAGUGGGGAGGGCAGGUCCGGGCGCUGACCACCCGCAAGGUGACCCUGGUGGCCCCGAGGUGGUUGCCCCGCAGGGUCAGCGUCCACCUGGACUGCGGCGGGGGCACGGUGGCGUUUUUCGACGCCGAGGACGGGGGGCUCCUGUUCGUCUUCUCCCGAGUGUCGUUCGCCGGGGAGAGGCUCCGGCCCUGGCUCUGGGUGGUGGGGGCCAGGUCCCGGCUCCGGUUGUGUCCCUGAAAAACGUCCCCGGAGCAGCCCCUUGGGAUGGGGUUUGUUCUUGGGAGAAACCCGGGAAAAACGAGGCAAAAGAGAGGGGGGAAGCUGGGGAGGAGGAACCGUGGGGCGCGGAAAUGGGAAACAGCGGGAAAACAGGAGAAAUCCGGAUGGAAAGGCAAAUUUCCCCAAGGCUUGGCUGACUGGCUGUGGGUGAUCCCAUCUGAUCUGGCCACUUCCAAACCGAGGCCUCCAAAUCACGUUUUUUUUAACCUUUCCCCCGGCCUCCAAUGGGUGGGGUUGCCCUAAAGCCGCCGUUUUCUCCCUGGGAAAGGUCCCCGUGGUGAACAGGUCUGUGGGUCCCAUGAUUUAUGUCAUUAAUAAUAAAAAAAAAGGUUGUGAU
Messenger RNA from Cinclus cinclus, 1519 nucleotides. RefSeq names its product E3 ubiquitin-protein ligase TRIM39-like. NCBI's taxonomy places the organism in Eukaryota, Metazoa, Chordata, Aves, Passeriformes, Cinclidae. The record is from RefSeq and is a predicted model, not a curated record. Gene Ontology annotation, molecular function: protein binding. The coding region runs from base 1 to 1140 and encodes 379 amino acids. The transcript has 7 exons.